AUGGCAAGAUAUUCUGCAAUGGAGAUCUUAUUAAGAUUUACUAUUGCAGUUAUCCAGCCUUGCCAUGAAAAUUCAGCUCUGCAACAUCAAGCAAAGGCUGAUGCUGCCAAAAGCAGAAAAAGACAUAGAAAUCGCUCUAAUCUUGCUGCUACUAUUACUCCUCGCAGGCCAAAAUGUAGCCAUCCUAUCCGUAACAGAGCCCGCGUACCAGGGGCAAAUGGUAAUAGUGCCAGGACAUAUCUUUCAAGAAUUGAUCAUAUUCCCGAUGCACCUUUACUCGUUCCUGAUGCUCCUGACUGUCAAUAUUGUGGGGCUAAGAGGUUCAAUUUAGAAUCUCCUACUUUUUAUUGUUCCAAAGGGGAAAUCUCUAUUGUCGCUCCUCGCAUGCCUUAUGCUCUCAUACGUCUUUUCAUAGGAAAUGAUGAAGAAAGCAAGCAUUUUAGAAAAUUAGCUUGCACCUAUAAUAAUAACUUGGCUUUCACAGCUUUUGUUGCAAAAUAUGAUUCCGAAUUAACAAAGAAUACGAAGGGUGUUUAUACUUUUCGUGUUCAAGGUCAAGUUUAUCAAUUUCUGAAUGGCUUAUCACAAUCAGGUGAUAGGUCUUCUGGAAUUCAGCUAUAUAUUUUUGAUACUGAUGAGGAGCUCAAAAGAAGAGUAGCUAGCUGUGACAAGUUGCGCGAGAGCACUUUAAGGUUAUUGAUGGAUAUUCUUUCUGAGAAUCCUUAUGCUAGAUUUUUCAAAGAUCUCAGAUAUGUGCCAAAUAUUAACAACUUCAACAUUGCUCUUAGCUGCUAUCCAAGUCUAGACCAGCGUGUAUAUAAUCUCCAUUCUACUUCCCAAGUUGCUGCAAUAUGGAUUGAAAGUGAUGAUGAGUCUCUUGAUAAACAAGCACGUAUUCUGACACUUAGAUUAUUAAAGCAAUUUUCUAUUGAUGGGUAUGUAAAAAUUGAAACUUCUAGGUUGGAUUUUCAACGAAAAAGACAGAACGAUAUUCGUACUGAAAUUCUUGAGGAAGUGUUGGAUAGUCUUUCAGUAGGCCAGACUGAAGGUUCAAAGGUUGGUCGUAAAGUAAUAUUACCAGCUUCAUUCAUAGGCGGACCACAAGAUAUAAGGCAUCAAUAUCUUGAUGCCAUGGCCUUGGUUCAAAAGUAUGGAAAACCUUAUAUUUUUCUUACGAUGACAUGUAAUCCGAUGUGGAAAGAAAUUCAAGACAAUCUGCAAUUUACAGAAAAACCUCAAGAUAGACCAGGUCUUUUAUCUAGAGUUUUCAGAGCAAAAUUUGAAAUGCUUAAAUCUGAACUUUUAGAUAAGAAAAUCUUUGGAGAAGUAGCUGCAUGUGUUUAUGUUAUUGAAUUCCAAAAAGGAGGAUUUCCUCAUGCCCAUUUGUUAUUAAUUUUGAAACCACAAUUCAAGUUGUUGAAUCCUCAAUCUUAUGAUAGGAUAGUAUCUGCCGAGCUGCCUAAUCCUCAUCAAUAUCCUCAUCUAUACUUUCUUGUUCUUAAACACAUGAUCCAUGGUCCAUGCGGAGUUAUGGACCAAACUAGCCCAUGUAUGAGGAAUGGUUCAUGCAAGAAUCAUUAUCCAAAAAAUUUUUGCGAACAAACAGUCCAUGUUGAAGACAGUUAUCCAUGUUAUAGGAUGAGAGAUAAUGGUAAAAAGAUAAAGGUACGUAGAUACCAACUUGACAAUAGAUGGGUUAUUCCAUAUUGUCCUUAUCUAUUGGCCCUUUUUGAUUGCCACAUGAAUGUAGAAGUUUGUUCUACUUUGAAGCUAGUGAAAUAUUUAUACAAAUAUGUCUUCAAAGGGCAUGAUCUUGUUAGUUUUAAGAUUGUUACUAGAGAAAGCUCUGAUGAUGUCGAUGAAAUAAAAGAAUUCCAGCAGGGAAGAUGGAUUUCACCCCAUGAAGCAUUUUGGCGAAUCUAUGAAUUUCGACUAAAUGAGCAGUUUAUUCUCUUCAAGUUCAUCUUCCUGGUUAUUGGAAGACUAGUAACUGUUACUCCUAAGGAAGGAGAAAAAUAUUAUCUUAGACUGUUGCUAAAUCAUGUCCGAGCACCUACGUCAUUUGAUGACCUUUUAACUGUUAAUGGUCAGAAAAUGAAUUGCUUCAGAGAAGCUGCUUUGAACCUUGGUCUAUUAGAGUCUGAUACAUAUAUAGAAGAUACGCUUGAAGAAGCAGCAGUUUUUCAAACGCCAUCAUCAUUGAGAUUGUUAUUUGCUACUGUUCUUGUUCAUUGUUCACCCACCGAUCCUAAAUUACUCUGGGACAAAUUUGAACAACGGCUAUGUAGUGAUUAUCAAAGAUCACAAGAACUUUAUCACUAUUCUUGUGCUGAAAUCAGAAAUAAAGUCUUGAAAGAUAUCAGCAGAUUCCUUGAGCAGAUGGGUAAAAAUAUUGAUGAUUACCAUUUAGUUCUAGAUACUUUUAGAGGUGCAUAUCAUGAACAGUUAACAAAAGAAAUUGACAGUGAAAGGAAUAUUGAAGUAUUACCAGAAGAUCUGCUUUUACCUUUUAAAUUGAAUGCUCAGCAACGGCAUGCUUAUGAUUUAAUUCUACAUGCAAUUUCUUCUUCUGUUGGCCAAAGUUUCUUUAUCGAUGGUCUGGGUGGAACUGGUAAAACCUUUCUCUAUAGGUCACUUUUAGCUACUUUAAGAUCUCAAGGACAUGUUGCUAUUGCAGUCGCAACAUCCAGUGUCGCAGCAUCUGUUCUUCCAGGCGGAAGAACAGCACAUUCUAGAUUUAAAAUACCAUUGGAUUUAUCAACAAAUAAAACUUGCCAGCUCAGUAAGCAAGAUAGUGUUGCAAGACUACUUUGUGAAUCAAAACUGAUAUUGUGGGAUGAAGCAUCAAUGGCCAUAAGAGAAACUAUUGAAGCCUUUGAUCAUUUGCUUAGAGACAUAAUAGAAUCUGAGCUACCAUUUGGAGGAAAGGAAGAGAGCCUGUUGAUGCACAGGGCAAUAACCUUACCGAAUGACAUGGUCAUUCCAUAUUAUGAAAAAGAAGAAUCUCUAAACAGGUUGAUAGAAUCUGUAUUUCUAAAUUUAUUGGCUUAUUCAAAUGAUCCUUAUACUAUGAUCAAUAUGUGCAUUCUUACUCCAAAAAACAGCUCAGUUGAUCAGCUAAAUGAUAUCAUGAUAAAAAGAUUUCCCGAAAAUCUUCAUGUUUAUGUUAGCUCUAAUAAAGCUGUUGAUUAG
Coffea eugenioides is the source of this 3192-nucleotide messenger RNA. RefSeq lists its product as uncharacterized. Gene Ontology annotation, molecular function: DNA helicase activity. The coding region runs from base 1 to 3192 and encodes 1063 amino acids. The transcript has 6 exons. Gene Ontology annotation, biological process: telomere maintenance; DNA repair. The record is from RefSeq and is a predicted model, not a curated record. NCBI's taxonomy places the organism in Eukaryota, Viridiplantae, Streptophyta, Magnoliopsida, Gentianales, Rubiaceae.